Molecule: messenger RNA, 769 nt
Organism: Contarinia nasturtii (swede midge)
Lineage: Eukaryota; Metazoa; Arthropoda; Insecta; Diptera; Cecidomyiidae
Gene: lin-28
Product: protein lin-28 homolog
Exons: 6
Coding region: 157-675 (172 amino acids)
Molecular function (GO): nucleic acid binding; zinc ion binding
Source: RefSeq, a predicted model, not a curated record
GUCAGUCGUACAUUGUGUUUCUCACGUAGGCCAUCUUGGGCUAAACUAUUUGAACUUUUUUUUUUAAAUUUUUCUUCAAAUCAAACAGUAAUUUUCUUAAUCAAUGAACGUUUUUACUUAAAAUAAUUUGGACACUGUUUUGCCUCUUCUGGUAAGAUGUUUGCGACAAAAAUGGAUGCAGAGAAACCAUCAGAUGUUACCGAAAACAAGUCAACUGCAGUUGCAUCUGUCAGUCGUACAAGAACAAGUUUGGAUUUUCGUCGUGGAAAAUGUAAGUGGUUUAACACAUCGAAGGGUUGGGGAUUCAUUAUUCCGGACGACGGAUCACAAGAAGUUUUUGUACACCAGAGCGUGUUAGAUAUGACGGGAUUUCGAUCAUUAGGCGAGAAUGAAAUUGUUGAUUUUAAAUCAAAACCUACCGACAAAGGCGUUGAAGCAACUUUAGUCACUGGACCGGAUAAUAAACAGUUGGAGGGUAGCAAAAUUCACGAAAAGAGUAAAAAACGCUUUAGAAAAAGCAGAUGUUACAAUUGUGGCAAAUUUACAAAUCAUUUGGCGGCUCAUUGUACAGAAACACAAACAAAAAGAUGCCAUUAUUGUCAGAGCUCUGAACAUUUAAUGGCCAAUUGUUUACAAUCAAAGAAUCUUGGAAAACAGAACGAAUCACCAAUGUAAUAGCUGAAUUCGCAAAAACGGGUGCUAUGAAAAAAAUUCAAAAAUCAAAUUAUGGACUUUUAGCGGGCAAUAAAUAACGUUCUCUUUGAAACGA